This is a messenger RNA of Notothenia coriiceps (black rockcod), 709 nucleotides long. RefSeq names its product serum deprivation-response protein-like. NCBI's taxonomy places the organism in Eukaryota, Metazoa, Chordata, Actinopteri, Perciformes, Nototheniidae. Bases 128 to 709 code for a protein of 193 amino acids. The transcript has a single exon. The record is from RefSeq and is a predicted model, not a curated record. Gene Ontology annotation, cellular component: cytoplasm; caveola. Gene Ontology annotation, molecular function: protein kinase C binding.
GAAGUAAAUCACCCAGCCUCCAGUUCUCAGCUGGGGCAAGUGACAGCAGCACUAAGAGAAUCAAACUCCUGCUAAACUCUUAGGUGAAUUACCCCUGUAAAGCGGGACAUUUGACCACCUGUGAACCAUGGCAGAAAACGGGUCCCACGCCGAGGGCAGCAGCAUCACCGGCAGCACACACACCAUCCCGCAGCAGCAGGCCGAAAACAUGGAGAUCCUCAUCCCGAGCCAUAGCCUAUCUUCUGCCCCGUCCUCCCCGACCCCGACCGGGACUCUCUCCCGGCUGGGCUUCAAAAUGCCCACCAGUCCCUCCGCGGCCGUGCCGGGCAGCCCCGUAGCCGGCGGCCAGGUGAGUGCUAUCACCGUGGUGGCGCUGCUCGACAAGCUUGUGAACAUGCUGGAGGCGGUGCAGGAGAACCAGCAGCGCAUGGAGCAGCGGCAGGCCGACCUGGAGGGCGCCGUGCGGGUCGUGCAGGGCGACGUGACCCGCCUCUCCAAGACCCACCUGAACACCUCCAACAGCGUCAGCAAGCUGCUCGAGCGCUCGCGCAAAGUGAGCGGGCACCUGAAGGAUGUGAGGGAGCGCAUGGACAAACAGGCGGUGCAGGUGAAGAAGUUGGAGGCCAACCACAGCCACCUGCUGAGGAGGAACCACUUUAAAGUGCUCAUCACCCAGGUGAGAAAACAUGGUGAAAGGAAGAGAAAUUAA